Messenger RNA from Peronospora matthiolae, 489 nucleotides. The record is from the annotation of a GenBank genome assembly. NCBI's taxonomy places the organism in Eukaryota, Oomycota, Peronosporomycetes, Peronosporales, Peronosporaceae.
AUGCACAAGGUGACCAACUGGGAUGAAAUCAAGAAACAAGUCGGCUUUAAGUCUUUCCUGGUAGUCGCUCUACCACCGUUAACAGUGGACCCAGCUGCUAAAAUCCAUGCUCGUGAUUUGAAAAAUGCAGGAAAAUUCCUCUCCCCUAAGAAGUACGGUAAAGCCUUGAAGCAGUUCAUGAAGGAUGCGGAAGGUGACCCUGACCUUGCUAUGUUUCUGUCACUUCGGUCUCCUAAAAAUGAACGGCACCUCGUUGCCACCAUCCAUUCCGCUCUACGUACUUUUGCUUAUAGAGAAGAGGGUAUUAAGUUGUUGAUCUACAUGAUGCAAGACAUGGCCGCGAGGGGUUGGACACCUAAGUAUGUUGAAGAGAAGGUGGUGUUUCCACUUGUCUUGCAAGAUUCAGAAUUCUUCGGAGCGAUCAUUUCCCUGUAUGGAAGGUAUUACAAGGUGAAGAAUGGUCCGACGACAUUAAGUGCGAGUUUGUAG